Molecule: messenger RNA, 1224 nt
Organism: Cladocopium goreaui
Lineage: Eukaryota; Dinophyceae; Suessiales; Symbiodiniaceae
Source: the annotation of a GenBank genome assembly
AUGAGCCGGAAGAGGAAGCUUCUGGAUGAGGUCCCAGACCCGGAGCGCGCCAAAGCGCGCGCGCUGCUCUGCGGCAGCUUCGGAAACGGAAACGCGCCGAGUCCGGGAACGAAGGACGAAAUCAUUGCGCGCCUUUCAGAAGAACUGGAACAUUUGAUCUUCCAGCAAUCUGCUUCGAGCCUUAGCGACUACCGCGCAGAGAUGCGCAAAGUCGUGGCCUCCCUACGCCGCUGCGAAACGCUGCGGGCAAGGCUGGUGCAGGGCGAGGUGAAGGCGAGUCACCUCUUGGCGGAGCCGCAGAUGCUGCUGACCGAGGAGCAGCGCUUUCUGCGUGCCAAAGUGCGCCAGGAGUCUUUAGAGCGCUGCUUGAAGACCAGCUUCGGGAAACUAGGCUAUUUCCUCCUGGGUAUCGAUUGUGAUGGCUCCAACUGCUCCAUCACUUGCGAGAGACGACAUUUGGAAUCUCGUGAGCAGAUGCGAGGCAGGUGGCCACAGCUGGAGAAGAAUCACGUGGUAAUCUGUGCGGGUCCGGAGCGAUCGGGGAGCACCUGGCUCUACAAUGCCAUACGGCUCUUGCACCUGAAAGCCAAGGCACCAAGUGGCGGCAAGUCCGAAAUUGCACCUGGUUUGUCGGAAGUGCCUUGCGAUUCGUAUUGGCUCAGCCGCUUGAGUCGUGAGAAUUUGGAGGAGCGGCUGAGAGCCAAGCCUGCGGCGGUGGUCUUGGUGAAAACCCAUGAGUGGUUUGACCACUACCCAGACUUCAUCCACAUGGCGAAGCACGUCUUCCUCACACAUCGCGACCUGCGAGGCGUGGUCGCCUCGUACCGCCGGGUGAAGUGGGGGCUGGCCAUCCCUGACGCCUACGUGGCUGAGCAUUGGGAGUGGGUGAAGAGAUGUUCUUUGGACCUCAGCUAUGAGCAAAUCAUGCGAAACGCGUUGGUUCCUUUGAAGGCCAUCGCUGAGCGUCUAAAUUUCCGCCUCACUGAGGAGCAGUUCGAGGAGGUGCGCGAGGACUUGCAAGAGCUGAAACGCAGCCACUGCGGCAAUGCUGUUUGCCAGGUCACCAAGUUGUGGCCGGACCACCGGUCGCAUGAAACUGAAGAGCUGCAGGGCAAGGGCGACAGUUCCAACGAGCAGCUCAAUGAGCUGAAGGAUCCGGAGUAUGCGCAGGUGCUGAACAGUCGCUUCAAAGAGUACCAGCGCUUCUACGGCUACAUCAGCUGA